AUUUGGUCUUGACCCGGAAGUGUGUUUUGUGACUGUGGUUGUGGAGUUUUGUUUGGCAACGGGCUGAGUGUAUCACCACGUUUCGUAUCAUAAUUAUCAUUUCAUAAAAGUUAUUUGCCUACAAAAGAUAAAAGAAUGGUAAAUUGACAGGAGAUAUGUCAAGGAAAGCACGCGAACGUUGGCCACCCUUUCAAAUAGAACAAGAUAGCCAAUUGAUGAAGUGACUGUGGCGAAAAUGUUUGGGAGUACUGGUGAGAUUCCAGGAGAACAAAAGGAGAACAGCACCUGCAAAUGAGGUCAUUGGUUAAAGCUGUAUAAAAGUAUAACCGUCAUACAGCUGAAGACAUCGAUUUUCCAUUCAGAAACUAAAAUGGCUUUUAGGAGAGAUCGAAAUAUUAGAGAUAUUUAUGAGGACCGGUUUCCUCCAGAAAGAGUGGGUCCAUUUCCAAGAGGAGGUCAAGGAGAUAGGAGGCCUCCCUUCGGGCGGCCGGACGAGGACUACGGCCGUGGUUUUGAAUACGAUGGCCCUCGGUUUUACCCAAACGGUGCCCCUCGCAACUACCAUGGAGAGGAUCAGAGAGGUUACCAUGGAGACAGCCAUCACUCAUUUCCAAAUGACCACAGGGGUGGGCCACCUGGUCGAAGGCAGGAAGACUUCCCGUACUACAGAGGGCCAAGAGAGGAACCUCAUGGUGGUCGCCAGAUAGACUUCAGACCGAGUAAUCGUGCAGGUCCUCCCCCGAAUGCUCGAGUCCAGGGUUCUUAUCCUCAGCCCAGGGCUCUGCCUGCAAUUGCCCCUGAUGCAGGAGACGACACCCUCAUGCAGGCCAUAAUGAACCUUGACCGGGGGGAGGAGCGAGACAACUUGAGACGAAAGGCACCCUUUCCGCCAGUACGUGAACGCUCUCCAGCCCGGCGGGACGUCCCCCCUUCCCCUCACAGUCGGUCGGGGUCCAGCAUAAGCAGCCGCAGCUACUCACCAGAGCGGAGCAAAGUGCAUCCUCUCCUGCCCCAGCAGGGGAAAAGAUAUGAGGAGCCAUUUGUGCCAGGCAGAGGACCGGACAGGGAAAGGCCCCCCGGCCCCUCCGUGAGUGCAUCACGAGACGGUUCACCCCAUAGCUCCGUAUCAGUCACUAAGGAAGAUAUAACAGCAGUGGAAGGGCCCACAGAUGAAGUUCAGGCCACUGUGGAUGAAGCUUCAUCCGUCAUGGACGACUUUCAGGAGCGACGAGCUCAAGCUAUUGCUGCCAAGGCUCGGGAAAUUGAGAAGGUCUAUCGUCAGGACUGUGAGACGUUUGGCAUGGUGGUGAAGAUGCUGGUGGCCAAGGAACCCAGCUUAGAGAAGCACCUGCAGAACCCACUAAAAGAGAACCUGAUUGAGAUCCGUGAGCGAUGUCUUGAGGACUUGCAACACUUCAUUGCUGAACUCGAUGAGGUUGUAAGACAGCCUGAACCUGCUGUCUAAGGUGGCCCCAUUUUACUUGACCAGCAGUUUUGUUCUGAACCUACACAAGAGUCCUUCAUUGUUUUUAUGACUUAUGUAAAGGCCAUUGUACAUUGUGUACUGAGUGUCCACCUAAAAGAAAUCUUCCCGGGGCAUGGAAAAUCUCUUUAUAUUUUUCAUUUAUGCAGUCCCAUUUAUCUAUUGAUACUAGUUGAUGAUAGGCUGUAUAAUAUCUUUGUAACCUUUCAACAUUGAGUAAUAAAAAAGAAAAUAGAUUGCAAACACAAGGAAAUCAAUGCCAGAAGAAGGUUUGCUCUGUUCCUUAUUUAGUGCUGAAGCUAAAGAGGUGUAUUAACCCAUUGAGGAGAUUUACUAGAUAAUGCUGGUUGUCCUGAUCAAGUAUGUAUAAAUUGAAAGGGUUCUGUGUUGUUGCCAAUUAAAUCACGUAAAUUCUUUCAGACCAAUGACAAAAGUUGAUGAAUGAAUUAUGAUAAAUAAUCUUUAUGGGUUCAGUUAAUUGCUGCUAUCUGUAGUACAGUUAAGCUGUGCAGCUGACAAUAAUGCAUUUUUCCCUUUUUUUUUUUUUUUAAAAUAACAUUUUCCAGCCACUAGAUUAUGAAAGCCCCACACAAGUAUUUGUGUAGUUUUUCCUUUGUAUAGUAUUAAAGAGUCUUGAACUUACUAUAAUGCAUGUUUUUCCUUUUGAUUUAAUAAAACCCUUUUUUGUGA
Messenger RNA from Megalobrama amblycephala (Wuchang bream), 2173 nucleotides. RefSeq names its product periphilin 1 (gene pphln1). Gene Ontology annotation, biological process: negative regulation of gene expression, epigenetic; negative regulation of DNA-templated transcription; protein localization to heterochromatin. Bases 371 to 1465 code for a protein of 364 amino acids. Lineage: Eukaryota; Metazoa; Chordata; Actinopteri; Cypriniformes; Xenocyprididae. Gene Ontology annotation, cellular component: nucleoplasm. The record is from RefSeq and is a predicted model, not a curated record. The transcript is spliced from 12 exons.